Molecule: messenger RNA, 1275 nt
Organism: Eruca vesicaria subsp. sativa (arugula)
Lineage: Eukaryota; Viridiplantae; Streptophyta; Magnoliopsida; Brassicales; Brassicaceae
Source: the annotation of a GenBank genome assembly
AUGAUGAUGUCCGGUGAAGUAGAGCAGUCGCGCAGAAAUAAGGGGAGUGUUGUGUCUCUACCACCGUGUGAGUUAAUGUCUUUGCCAUAUGACAUGGUUCUAAACUGCUUGGCCCGCGUGUCGAGAUCGGACCUUGGGUCCUUAUCUCUUGUCUCAAAAAGCAUCCGCUCAAUGGUGGCUUCACCGGAGAUGUACGAGACCCGAUCUCGAAUGGGUUUCAGGGAGGAGUCCAUCUAUGUAUGCUUGGACACGCCUUGUGGGAGAAAUCCGGCGGCUUGGUUCAUCCUCCGGCGAGUAAAGGGAAAAAUGAAUCGGCUGAUCCCGAUCCCUUCGUUCCCAACUCCAACCGGAGCUACCUUUGUCUCCACGGGAUGGGGGAUUUAUGUAAUUGGAGGAAUGAUAGAAGCAGUGACGACAUCGCGUGUCUGGUUCUUGGAUUGUCGGACUCAUACGUGGAGCGAGCUCCCCUCCAUGAGAGUUGCUCGCUAUGAAGCCAACGCAGGCGUCUUAGACGGUAAGAUAUACGUGACGGGGGGCUGCUUAAACGAGGAUCCAGAGGUUUUUGAUCCAAAGACUCAAACUUGGAGUAGAGUGGUUAUCCCUGAGAUGGUGAUGAACGAGGAGGUUUCCAAGGUGGCUGGUCCGGAUAGUUACGUGUACAAGUUUUGGAGUGAAGAAGGUAUGUGGGAUGAUUUCUUUUUAAGCGCUAGAGAUGAUUGUUGUGCAAUAGACAGAUUGUUAUUCAGUUGUGAUAUUUUCGGGAAAAUAAUGUGGUGUGACCCUUGGAGUGGGGUAAAGAAAGGGGAGAUGGAGUGGUACAAGGUGAAUGGUUUGGAAGAUCUUCAAGGGUACCUCAAGUAUGAUUUGAGGAACGAAAUAGCCAUCAUUUUGAAUAGAGAGCAGGCGGAUGUUUGGCAUUGCUAUAUGCUCAACCGUGGUUACAGAUACGGCCUCCUAGGCUUAAAUCCGGGGUUCAAACUCAGCAAAUCUGGUGGCAACAUUGUCGUCUUCUGGGGGGUGAUCGUCCCACCCUAUAGGAUGCAGGUUUGGUGUGCAGAGGUUUCACCGGAGAGGCGCCAGGAUGGCCAAGUUUGGGGGAUCAUCCAGUGCAUUGAUCAUGUCUUCACUAUUGAUCCUGCCCUCUAUGUUUUGUCUUCUAUUAAUGCUUGUCUUUGAACAUAAUAUUUAAGACUUGUGAUACUCCUCUUAUUUAUGUUGUUGAUUACUGUGAAUGAUGGUCAAUUUGGGUUGAACUAUUGAGAUUAGACAUGUUUU